Girardinichthys multiradiatus is the source of this 2702-nucleotide messenger RNA. RefSeq names its product probable G-protein coupled receptor 139. The record is from RefSeq and is a predicted model, not a curated record. The coding region runs from base 309 to 1418 and encodes 369 amino acids. Gene Ontology annotation, cellular component: membrane. The transcript has 2 exons. Gene Ontology annotation, molecular function: neuropeptide receptor activity. Gene Ontology annotation, biological process: G protein-coupled receptor signaling pathway. Lineage: Eukaryota; Metazoa; Chordata; Actinopteri; Cyprinodontiformes; Goodeidae.
UACCUUCACACUCACCUCCUCAAGCCUCCGUCUGUCCGCCGCCCUCCUCUCCAUCACCUACUAACACACAUCAUUUCUUGCCUCUUCCUCGAGUCUCGUCUCUCUCUCCCUCCUCCUCCUCCUCCUCCAUCUCCUGCCGGUUUUCCCUCCUUCUCACAAUUCUCUGCACCCACUGUCUACACACUCAAGCUCAUUGGCACCCAAGGACAGAACAGCUUCUCAUCUGAACCAGCGAUGGUUUGAUCUUUUUGGCCAGACUUCUUGACACUGAGCUCAGCUGAGGAAGAGGACAAGGACGGAAAGAAGGCAUGGAGCACAGCCACAUCUUCCCUGUGUCACACCACAAUGGGAGCACUGGGGGAUGCCCUCUCGGACCCCUGCCCGUCAUCUACUACAGCGUCCUGCUCUGUCUCGGCCUGCCUGCUAACAUCCUGACAGUGGUUAUCCUGUCCCAGCUGGUGCUGCGUCGUCAGAAGUCCUCCUAUAACUAUCUCCUGGCUCUGGCUGCUGCUGACAUCCUUGUUCUGCUCCUCAUUGUGUUUGUUGACUUCAUCCUGGAGGAUUUCAUCUUGGCUUCCUUCCUGCCUCCAUCCAUAAACAGUGCAGUGCAGGUUCUGGAGUUCUCCUCCAUCCACACGUCCAUCUGGAUAACAGUGCCUCUCACCAUUGAUCGCUACAUCGCUGUUUGCCACCCACUCCGCUAUCACACAGUGUCCUACCCCGCCCGAACACGUAAGGUGAUAUUUGCAGUGUACAUCGGGUGUUUGCUCUCUGCUGCACCCUACUACUGGUGGCCUGAGUUCUGGCACAGUCUACCAGGGGUUGGCAAUACAGAUGAAGGAGGAGGAGGUGGAGGAGAACGCAGCAGAAGAACAGUGGCAGAGCAUGUCCUGGUUUGGGCUCACUGUGCCACCAUCUACUUGCUGCCCUGUACUGUUUUCUUCUCCCUCAACACCGGUAUUGUGCGGAAGCUGCGAAAGCGCCGCAACUGCUUCAGGCUGCGUGGCUAUUCCACUGGCAAGACCACUGCCAUUCUCCUUGCCAUCACCUCCGUUUUUGCCGUCCUGUGGGCUCCGCGCACUGUCUUGAUCCUCUACCACUUCUACUCGCCCCCACCAGCCUCACAAAGCACUGGCCGCCUGCUCCACGUGCUAACUGAUGUGGCAAACAUGCUGGCACUGCUCAACACUGGCGUUAACUUCUUCCUGUACUGCUUCAUCAGCAAGCGUUUCAGGGCCAUGGCGGCCAACGUCCUCCGAGCCCUUGUCCACUGUCAGAAGCAGCCAAAACCGUUUUAUGCGAGUCACAACUUCUCCAUAACAAGCAGCCCUUGGAUCUCACCAGCCAACUCCCACUGCAUCAAGAUGUUGGUGUACCAGUACGACAAAAAUGGAAAGCCCAUCUGCAUCUCUUCUUGAGUCCAAACUUACCAGCAAUGGCCCCUCAAAUCUUUCAGGCUAACUUCGGCCACAUGGGACUAAUUCAGGCCAAAAACCCUGUUAGUAAUAACAAAUGGGUUGGUUUGAAAGGUGCAACAAUAAACAUCAGAUGCAUGGUGCAAAGUUGCAAAGCCUCUCGAGAUCAAUAAAGUAAUCAUAACGCUGCAAACAACAUCAGUAAGAUGGUUAUUGCUCCCUUCAUGCAAAUAACACAUAUGCUGGUUUUUAAACUUUAUGACAGUUGAAAGCAUAUCACCACCAUCUACCAGUGAAAUGAGCUACCAUUUCCGACACAUAAAAUGACAGAACAACACAAUGAAUCCUUGGUGAACAAUCAGAUAUGGACGCUCCUUCAUAUUCCUUUCCAGAAAUGAGGAAGAUCUUUUAAGAGCUGAGUCUUUUAUCUGUUGGGGAAAUUGUUAUCAGUCUGAUUGCUGCACAUCUCACCUGGAGGGAUGAUUCACUCAGGCACAACCAAAUACAGAGUGCCCACUGCCCACAAUCAUGACUGUCUCUCUCUAGAAAUGUAACACAGCUCUGUCAUUUCCAUUUUAAUAUGCAGAGGAGUCUUGGAUGCAUCUUAAACAGGGCUCUUAUGAAAUGAACAACAUUCUCUGACUAUACUGCUGACUGUGCUGUGCUCAUAGUUCGCUCACAAGUCAAUGCUCACAUCCGAACUCCGCCCUGACCAUCGUUGGACGAAGGGGUUGUCCUUUUUCUGUUUGUUGAUAAAAUAUUUAUUCAUGGUAGACCUGACUGUUACUGUAGCUUUGCAAAAACACAAGAAAAGAAAUAUGACUUGGUGUGAGUGUAGCACUGAGUUAUUAUUAAACUAGUUAUCAUCUUUUCCAUUAUUAGAAUGAGGAAAUUUCUGCUAGGAGAUAGUCCUCUAUUAACUAUUAAUGGUGUCUGAUGACUUACUGUUAGCCAUCAUCCAGAUGCAUAUAAUGAAAGUAACUGAAGAUGUCUUUAACCCUUUAUCUUUCAAAGGGACUGAGACACAUAGAGAGGUAGAGAGGACUUGAUUUUCUGCUCUUCCUUCCUGUUGGGUUUGUUUUCCCCAUCCAAAGGCUUUUUGUCCCAUUAUGACGCACUGAAUUCGGUCUGAGGGCCAAUGUGACACAUUUCAGGUCUACUCAUACUGCUCCUGGCUCUACAGGAACAUGUUACAGCAAACCAGUCACAUUAACUCCAUGUCACUGAUACUCUGUAUAAAAAAAACACAUUUUAAAUAAAGACAUACACAUCUAUUGUGCUGUAUGA